AUGUCAUUUAAAUAUUUAAAGCAGGAUGAAGCAAUUAAAAUUGAUCAAGAAUUAUUUUCAACAUAUGGAUUUUCUGUUGAUCAAUUAAUGGAGUUAGCUGGAUUAGCUUCAGCUCAAUCUGUAGUUGCUCAUUACGAAAAUACUUUAUUGUCUGAUAAGAACAAUGAAAUUUUAGUUAUUUGUGGACCAGGAAAUAAUGGAGGUGAUGGUUUAGUUUGUGCAAGACAUCUCAAAAUAUUUGGUUAUUGUCCAAAAAUAUUUUACCCAAAAAAAUCUAAAAAUCUUUUAAUGGAAAAGUUAGUGACACAAUGUCAGCAUUUUAACAUUCCUUUUGUUGAUAAAAUAGAAGAUCAAAACAAAUUUGUUCUUAUUAUUGAUGCUAUAUUUGGUUUUAGUUUUAAACCACCAUUGCGUGAACCAUAUGAAGAGAUUUUGAAAAAUUUAGAAAAAACUAAUACUUGUAUAGCCUCAAUCGAUAUUCCAUCAGGAUGGGAUGUAGAAACAGGACCUUUAUCAGGUGAUGUUCCUGUCAUUCAACCUGAUCUGUUAAUUUCUUUGACAGCCCCGAAAUUAUGUUCUAAGUUUUUCAAAGGUACAGGACAUUAUCUUGGUGGAAGAUUUGUCCCACAAUCAUUAUCCGAUAAAUAUCAAUUAAAUUUACCAAAGUAUCAAAAAACAGAAGGUAUUUUAAAACUUAAUUUAUAA
Strongyloides ratti is the source of this 705-nucleotide messenger RNA. Its product is annotated as NAD(P)H-hydrate epimerase. The record is from RefSeq and is a predicted model, not a curated record. The transcript is spliced from 2 exons. Lineage: Eukaryota; Metazoa; Nematoda; Chromadorea; Rhabditida; Strongyloididae. Gene Ontology annotation, molecular function: NAD(P)HX epimerase activity. Gene Ontology annotation, cellular component: mitochondrion. Bases 1 to 705 code for a protein of 234 amino acids.